This is a messenger RNA of Triplophysa dalaica, 2244 nucleotides long. It is a transcript of the gene prkacab, whose product is annotated as protein kinase, cAMP-dependent, catalytic, alpha, genome duplicate b. The record is from RefSeq and is a predicted model, not a curated record. Gene Ontology annotation, molecular function: protein kinase A regulatory subunit binding; ATP binding; cAMP-dependent protein kinase activity. The coding region runs from base 426 to 1481 and encodes 351 amino acids. The transcript has 10 exons. Gene Ontology annotation, cellular component: nucleus; cAMP-dependent protein kinase complex. Gene Ontology annotation, biological process: peptidyl-serine phosphorylation. NCBI's taxonomy places the organism in Eukaryota, Metazoa, Chordata, Actinopteri, Cypriniformes, Nemacheilidae.
GUCUCUGUCGAUGGCCACGGGAAGCGCAGCUGCAUGAGCGAUGGUCUCUCAUUGAACCCGCAUUCUCUCCGUGAUUUUACCGCCGCGGUUUUUACCCCGGAACGUCAACGUUCCCGCGAGCGCCGCUCACGGAAGAUCCCCGAGGGGAGGAGAGCGAGACUGCGGGGCCGCGGGCGGCGGAUAGCCAGGCCAGGAAAGGACGCUCGAGUCCGGUUUGAUGCUGGCGGCCCGUCCGCCCUUUAAACGCGGAUGCUGCUGCAUUCAUAAAGGAUCGCUGGAAAAAAGCAGGGUUCGACGUCCUCUCUUUUCAAAUUCGACGCCGAUUGGCACACGACAGUCGCCCGUACGGACCGUGAGAGGCGCGACCAGACACGGCAGCAUCCUUCCGUACCUGCGGCUCCCCAGCGCCUGAUAGGCCCAGAGUCAUGGGCAACACGCCGGCCGCCAGACGGGGCAACGAGAUGGAAAGCGUAAAAGAGUUUCUGGCCUUUGCCAAAGAAGAUUUCCUCAGGAAGUGGGAGGGUCCUGCACAGAACACAGCAUGUCUGGAGGACUUUGAGCGAUUGAAAACUCUGGGCACUGGUUCAUUCGGCCGUGUGAUGUUGGUCAAACACAGAGAGAGCGGGCAGCACUACGCCAUGAAGAUCCUCAACAAACAGAAGGUGGUGAAGCUGAAGCAAAUCGAACACACUCUGAACGAGAAGAGGAUACUGCAGGCCGUCAGCUUCCCGUUCUUAGUGCGGCUAGAAUACUCCUUCAAGGAUAACACUAAUCUCUACAUGGUGAUGCAGUACGUUCAGGGAGGAGAGAUGUUUUCACACCUGCGUAGAAUCGGCAGGUUCAGUGAACCUCAUGCACGGUUUUAUGCUUCACAAAUAGUUUUGACAUUUGAAUAUCUCCACGCGCUUGACCUGAUCUACAGAGACCUUAAACCAGAGAACCUCCUCAUAGAUCAGCAGGGCUAUAUCCAGGUGACAGAUUUUGGCUUUGCCAAGCGGGUCAAGGGUCGCACGUGGACGUUGUGUGGCACACCAGAGUAUCUCGCCCCAGAGAUUAUCCUCAGCAAGGGUUAUAAUAAGGCUGUGGACUGGUGGGCUCUGGGUGUGUUGAUGUACGAGAUGGCUGCCGGUUACCCUCCAUUUUUUGCAGAUCAACCCAUCCAGAUCUACGAAAAGAUCGUCUCAGGAAAGGUACGAUUCCCAUCUCACUUUAGUUCUGACCUGAAGGACCUGCUGAGAAACCUGCUGCAGGUGGACCUGACGAAACGCUAUGGCAACCUUAAAAAUGGAGUUAAUGACAUUAAAGGACACAAGUGGUUCUCCGCUACUGACUGGAUAGCCAUUUACCAGCGGAGGGUGGAGGCCCCGUUUGUGCCUAAAUGCAGAGGUCCGGGGGACACCAGCAACUUCGACGACUAUGAGGAAGAAGAGAUCCGUGUGUCGUUCACGGAGAAGUGUGCGAAAGAAUUUGCCGAGUUUUAGAGGAAGAGAUUAUAUAGAAAUAGCGUGAGCGAAAUCUAGGUGGGGAGAGAAAGUGAAAAAGUGCAUGAAUCUUUAAACGAUCCUUCCUCCUGUUAAACGGCAGAGAAACCAGCGGAAGCGCGGAGAGGACCUCCAGGGAUAAACAGUGAGGCCUUUUAUCAUCUCCACAAUUUUAAUCAUGUUUGUAUUUUUUUUUUAUCUUUGUUCAUGUGAUAUUCAUCAAGAUGGAUUGGAUAGGGUGUCCGUGUUGGCCAGUGGACUGAAAUAGUUUUUACUGCACAAAGAGCGACGGGUUAGUUAUCGUCUAUAGAGAGAUACCGCUAAUCUUGAGCAGUCUCUGCUAAGGUGAAUGAUAUCCACUAGGUCACCACAACAAAAAAGACAUAAAAGUAUGUAUUCCUGUGUAAUAACCGAAAUAUUUUUGGUCCUGAAUACCGUCAUGUGUUUCUUUAUUCAUACAAAUGCACUGAAGGGAUGACAAAGUGAAAAUGGCAAAGAACCGAAGCCAUGAUUUCAUGACACGAGCACCACUUUACCUUUUAUUUCCUUCUUUUCCAGCACUCUCUGUAAAAUAUUCACUGACGAACUUUGAACUUUACCUACGAAAAUGUGCCAUGAAAUCCUACAAAUGUCAAUAUUUUGACUGAUCAGUUGUUUGAUUGAUAAGAGCUGACAGAUAGCAUGAGCCCUAAAGGCUGCGGUGCGUGGACUGACCAUCAGCCUUUACUGCGGUAAGCCUUGGUGCAGACGAGGGAAUGAAUGU